Papaver somniferum (opium poppy) is the source of this 969-nucleotide messenger RNA. RefSeq lists its product as uncharacterized. Lineage: Eukaryota; Viridiplantae; Streptophyta; Magnoliopsida; Ranunculales; Papaveraceae. The record is from RefSeq and is a predicted model, not a curated record. Bases 102 to 704 code for a protein of 200 amino acids. The transcript is spliced from 3 exons.
CUUUUAUAACUUCAUUCCUAUUUCAGACCUUUUCUCUUCUUCCUCUGUCUGCACUUCAUUUCAUUCAUUCAUUCUUCUAUUUGUCCACUGAGCUCGACAGAAUGGGGAAUUGUCAAGCAGUGGAUACAGCAACUCUAGUCAUACAACAUCCAGGUGGUAAAGUAGAAAGAUGGUAUUGGCCGAUACUUGCAAGAGAAAUCAUGAAAACAAAUCCAGGUCAUUACGUCGCGCUUAUAAUUACGUUAUGUGUGCCGCAGCAGCAGCAGCAGCAACAGCAACAGCAACAAGAAUCAAAGAAGAAACAAGAGUCACAGACGAUGGUAGUUGAGAAUCGCAGGGUUCGAAUUACUCGUGUUAAGAUUCUUCGUCCGAAUGAUACACUUGCUCUUGGUCAAGCUUAUAGACUUAUUAGCUCUGAAGAGGUUAUGAAAGGUGUAUGGGCAAAGAAGUACGCCAAAAUGAAGAAGAAAGACUUGGAGUUGAUGAUGAGUACUGAUAAACCUAUUCAGGUUUGUCAAAAACAAAGUUCGUUAGGAUGUGAUAAUCGGAAAGAACAGAAAAUAACAGCAGAGCCGCCGGAAAUGAUGCUCAAUCAGGGACCUAAACUAGAAAGACAUAGACAAAGAUUUACACAUUCAACUUCAGGAAGGUUAAGAACAUGGCGACCUUCAUUACAAAGUAUCUCUGAGCAGGCUGGAAGCUGAUUCCGAAACGGAUCUUUGUUUUUCUAAUCACAACCAUAACUAAACCAGCAUAGAAGAGAACGAAAUGUCUGAAGCAGACAACAAAUCCUUCCAAGUUGGAGUUUUUCGCUGGGGAAAUAUACAUGGGUCAGGAAAUCAUCGUUGUUUGAACCAGUCCAUGGUAAAUUGACCGCUUGUAUAGCCAGAAUGAGAAAUGCAUCAGAAUCCUUGUAAUCUCACCACUGUCAUUUAAUGAAACUAGGUUUAUGACUCAAUUUUUACAGCA